UUAGUAUCAAGUAUGACCCUCUCCUGCUGUCCUGCGCGCUGAGUGAGAACUUGAGUCGGUCCACAACCCGUACUGUCGUACCCAGAGGCCUCCCCUUUUUGGCUUUGGCCUACCUAACGCCUGACGGCAACACAACCAUGUCCAAUGAUGAAAUUGCUGCCCAAGAUGGAUGUGAAUGGUGCAGAGACCACAAGUAGUCUAAAUCCUCCUCAUGGACAUGGUGGAAGGUGCAGUUCAGCUUCAGAGACAGAUCUUCCAGAUGAAUGUAAGAAAGGAAGUGGAGUUGGCCCGGAGUCCGCAGGAUUGCCGCUCAAUACAAGAAGGGUGAAAUGUUAUUCUGUCCACGUGGGUAACUUGCCUGCCAGUGUCUCCAGGCAUGACCUGACUGAACUUUUCAAGGGCGUGGGUCCUGUCCAUGAAGUUUAUAUAGCGCCUUUAGCGGAUGCAAAGGUCACCUAUGGGUUUGUGCGGUACCUGGACCCACAACACUGUGCUAGGGCCAUCAAAGAUUUGAACCGGUGGUACAUACGGGACCAGCAGCUCCGAGUCGAAUUGGCCAGGGAGACAACUCUGGAUCGAAGUGCUCGUCCGAUGAUUCGACAUGACCGCAACAAAAGGGAAAAACUGAACCAGAAAAAAAACCCUGACGAUGAUGAGAUAAUGUGGAAGGUGAAGCAGAGGUCGCUCAUGUCAGAUAUUAACCUCCCAUUGUUCAUGAAAGAGGUGAAGAAAGCUGACAGCAACUUGACGCCUCUCAUCAGAUUUGAACUCCCUAGAGUUACGCUUGAUUUGGAUGACUUUGAUGAGGCUUUUGGUUUGAGUCCACCCUCAACUCCGGAUCCUCUGAAGUCAGUAAGCCAAAAGCAUGAAUGUCAAACUGAACAAUUUGCAGAACCAGUCAAGAGGUCACCUUCUGCUCGCUUGCCAAAAACUACUGGUUUGACAAACAUUGCCAUGAAUUCAGAGAUGCCAUCUCAGCCACAGGCUAGGGUCAACAGUGACCGAUUUCAGCUUCAACCCAGUGUUCAUAGUGGUGGCUAUCAGACUUCAGUUCUGAGUGGUACUGGCGCUUCCGUCAAAGUGCUGCAACAUUCUUUUAUCGACAGAGAAAACUUGUGUUUGCUUCCACAGCAGGCUGCAAGUAAUCCCCUUGUGCAGUCUCCGCCUCUUCCUAAACUACAGCAACCGUUUGUGAUAUCGUCAUCGCAAACCACUGUCAGUGGUGAACAAUCUGUCAAUGUGACUUCAUUGAAUGCAUCGUCAGUGCCGCUCAGCACACGCUACCAACCACUUCAGUCACAACACCCAGGAUUGGACAACUAUGCCCCAGGUGUGUAUGAACUUGACGAACAUGAAACUGAUGUGUCCCGCGUGUUUGCUGAGAAAUCCCCUACUGGACUAAAGUGUACACUUACUCCAAAAGGCUCCAGAAUUGUAACAAACUCUAGUUCACCUGAACUGGGUGAACCAUCUGGUCUACAGUGUACUUUAACACCAGCAGGAACGCGAACAGUGACUAAGGCGAACAAUUCAAAACUUACAACUGGACCGCUGAAUUUACGAGACUCGUCAUUUGAAACAUCUUUCUCUCAACUCCCUGAAUCAAUACAAGAGCUGAACUUGUCUCCCCUGGUGAAAAUAGAUUCUGUGGCCAAUGAUGACUCGAGUCAGUCAGCUGCUAGUAACAGCCCUCAGACUAACACAAAUGCACCAAUUGGCCGAGGAAGGGGUAUUCUUGCGUUCCAAAAUAUGUUCCGGCCAGUUGGAGGCACCUCCAAACCUAGACGAGUCCCGAUCUUGAGCAGUUUAUGAGUAUGCAGCAAGUGUUCUGCGACUGGCGCCAUCUUGUAGAUCUGUUGACUUCGUUUUGAGGACUGACAAGAGUCAUUGUCAGGCUAACUGCCACUAUUGGAUGUUAGUGUGUCUAAUACAUUGUAGCUGUAUGUAUCGCUGCCUCCGAGUUAGUGAACUACAUGUACAGUGGAACCUUCCUUAGCGGACACCUCUCUAUUAAGGACAACCUCUCGAUUAAGGACACUAGUUUUGGUCCCAAAUUGGUUGUUUCGAUUCAGUUUGACCUCUCUAAUCAGGACACCUCUCUAUUAAAGACAGCACUUCUCAGUCCCAAUGGUGUCCUUAAUAGAGAGGUUCUACUGUAUAUCAUUGGUUCUGGCUACGUGUAAGUGGUCAAACCAGCUGCUCCACCUGGGUGCUCCAGCCUAUCUGCACAACUCAUGUACACGUUUGUUGUUUAUCAUGACGUCUUCCUUGUUCUCAUGAGAUGUUACAAGUCCUAAAUGAAUUCAUGUGAUUGUAAGAUGAAAUUGUAUUGUUUAUACAUGUACAUCAAGAAAUAUGUUGUCGGCAUUUAUGUAUUCAGAUUAAAAGUUAUAUUUG
Molecule: messenger RNA, 2397 nt
Organism: Lineus longissimus
Lineage: Eukaryota; Metazoa; Nemertea; Pilidiophora; Heteronemertea; Lineidae
Exons: 6
Coding region: 145-1812 (555 amino acids)
Biological process (GO): mRNA splicing, via spliceosome
Cellular component (GO): nuclear speck
Molecular function (GO): RNA binding
Source: RefSeq, a predicted model, not a curated record